GAGAGAGAGAAGCGCGCCGCGCAGGGAAGGGGCGGCCAGAGGGAGAGCUGAGUCCGGCGCGCAACACGGCCGCUCCGCUCCUGCAAGUCCCGCGUCGAGCUUCCUCGGGAUCUAAGAACGGGUGCUUUGGGAAACUAGCCAACCCACCUAAAAAAGAAAAUGAGGAAACACCGGCAUUUGCCUUUCGCAACCAUCUUUUGUCUUUUACUCUCAGGCUACCAUAAUGCUGAUGCCCAGCAGCAAGGAGCUGAUGUGAAAAUCGGUGCUGCUGCUGAUAUAAUAUUUCUAGUGGAUUCUUCUUGGAGCAUUGGAAAGGAGCGUUUCCAACUUGUUCGGGAGUUUCUGUAUGAUGUUGUAAAACAAUUAGAUGUGGGUGGAAACGAUUUUCGGUUUGGUCUGGUCCAGUUCAGCGGAAACCCACACACAGAAUUCCAGUUAAACACAUACCAUACUGUACAAGAUGUCCUCUCCCAUAUUUCACACAUGCCUUAUAUGGGGGGAGGAACCAAGACCGGAGAAGGAUUAGAGUUUCUAAUUCGGAACCAUCUUUCCAAAGCUGCUGGAAGCAGGGUGAGCGAUGGCGCCCCCCAGGUUAUUAUAGUGUUAACGGAUGGACGGUCCCAAGAUGACGUGGCUCUGCCGUCAUCUGUUCUUAAAUCUGCCGAUGUAAACAUGUUUGCCAUUGGAGUGCAGGACGCAGUGGAAGGGGAACUGGAGGAAAUAGCGAGCGAGCCCCUUGACAUGCACUUGUUCAACCUAGCGAACUUUACUGCUCUCCACGGCAUUGUAGGAGACUUAGUUGCAAGUAUUCGCUCAUCUAUGACUCCAGAAAUGGCUGGAGCAAAAGGAGUGAUUAAAGACACCACAGCACAAGAAUCUGCUGACAUUAUUUUCCUUAUUGACGGAUCAAACAACAUCGGCACUGUCGCUAUCGCAGCCAUUCGUGAUUUCCUUGCAAAUUUUAUUGAAAAACUCUCAGUUGGAGCUGAGCACAUACGCGUUGGGGUAGUGACGUAUAGUGACCAACCCAGAACUGCAUUCUUCUUGAACAGCUACACCCAAAAAGCUGACAUUUUAAAUGCAGUGAAGGCCCUUAGCCUGCCGGGUGGCCAGGAAACGAAUAUCGGGGAAGCCCUUGAGCAUGUGGUGCAGAACCACUUCACCCGGUCAGGAGGCAGCAGGAUAGAGGAGGGUGUCCCGCAGAUCUUAGUGCUGAUAAGUGGCAGUGAGUCUAGCGAUGACCUUAGAGAGGGGAUUUUGGCCAUAAAGAAAGCAAGUAUAUUUUCAUUUAGCAUUGGGGUUGAGAAUGCUGACAAUGUAGAGCUUCAGCAAAUUGCUACUGACGGAAGCUUCGUGUAUACUGCCCUGGACACAAGUAACCUUGGCGAACUUCAAGAUCUCUUACUGCCAAACAUUGUUGGAGUGGCCCAGAGGCUCAUUUUGUUAGAUGGCCCAACCAUGCUUACAGAAGUUGUUGAAGUCAACAGGAGGGACAUAGUCUUCCUGAUCGAUGGCACAGCAGCCUUGGGAGCUGCCCCUUUUAAUGCAAUUCGUGAUUUUGUGGCCAAAAUCAUCCAGAAACUGGAAAUUGGACCGGACCUUGUUCAAGUUGCAGUGGCACAAUAUGCAGAUACUGUAAGACCCGAGUUCUAUUUCAAUAGCUUCCAGAACAGAAAAGAUGUCCUUGCAAAUGUCAGGAAAAUAAAGCCAAUGGGUGGUGCUGCCCUCAACACAGGCUCUGCACUCAGGUAUGUGAAAGACAACUUAUUCACCAGCGCUGCUGGAAGCAGGAUCAGUGAAGGCAUACCAUCAAUGCUGGUCCUUAUUACUGGCGGAAAGUCCCAAGACGAUGUUGCCGAACCAGCACAGGAAGUGAAAAGGAAUCGCAUAUUCAUCCUUGCUGUUGGGUCCCGAAAAGCAGAUCGUGCAGAACUAGAACAAAUUGCCUACGAACCAACCCUGGUAUUCAAUCCUCCCGAGUUCCGCACACCUGUCCUGGUAAAUACUCUCAAUGAUAUCUUGUCACCUCUAAAGACACUCUCCGGAUGGAUUGAAGUAACACCAAGUGGAAAAGUUCUGUUAAAUAAAAGGGAUAUCAUCUUUCUUUUGGAUGGAUCAGCCAGCGUUGGAAAUGCCAACUUCCCCUUGGUCCGUGACUUUGUUAUGAGCCUAGUUGGCUCCCUUGAUGUUGGAAUUGAUGAUAUACGAAUCGGCCUAGUGCAAUUUAGUGAGAAUCCGAAAACAGAAUUCUUUUUAAACACUUUCCUAACCAAGGCAGAGGUACUCAAUCAUCUAAGGCUGUUGAGACUCCAUGGGGGAUCAGUACUGAAUACUGGCGCUGCACUAGACUUUGUUCGUGAAAAUCAUUUCACCGAAGCCGGUGGGAGCAGGAUAGAUGAAAGCGUUCCUCAGGUUCUAGUCUACCUUGCGGCAGGGCGAUCUGUCGAUUCAUUCGAACAGGCUGCCCAUGCUUUAGCUCGUGCAGGAGUGAUGACCUUCUGCGUUGGUGUUAAAGAUGCUGAUCUUACAGAACUUCAGCGGAUUGCAUACAAUCCACAAAUGGUAUUUCUUAAGGAUGAAUUCAGUUCUCUGGCAAACGUACCACAGGAAAUGAUUGGUCAAUUAACAACAUAUUAUGUUGAAGAAUCAGCAGAAAACAAGUUUGAUAUCUUGUUCUUGAUUGAUGGCUCAGCCAACAUUGCGGGUCAGUUUGUUGCUGUCCGGGACUUUUUGCACCGGAUUAUUACUGACCUGAAUGUGGGUCCUGACGCCAUACGUGUAGCUGUGGCUCAGUUUAGUGAUAACGUGCAACUUGAGUUCAACUUUGAAGACAUCCCAAACAAGCAAGACAUCCUUCAGAAAGUGAAAAGAAUGAAGAUGAAAUCAGGGAGGUUGCUCAACAUUGGUGCUGCGUUAGAUUAUGCCGCGAAGGAAAUAUUUGUGAAGAGCGCUGGGAGCAGGAUUGAGGACGGAGUGCCACAGCUGCUUAUGCUCCUUGCUGCUGGGAGAUCAAGUGAUAACGUGGAUCGCCCUGCUGAUGUUCUGAAACAAACUGGAAUUAUUCCUUUUGCUAUCAAAUCCAGGACUGCAGAUCGUAGCGAAUUAGAAAAGAUAGCUUUCGACCCUCAAUUUGUGCUAAUUGCUGACUCCCUUUCCAAAAUUGGAGACCUACAGCUUCAAAUAGGCAGUCUGCUGAAAGCCAUUCCAUCUCAGCCAUCAGCUGAUGAAACUCAGAAGAAGGAUGUUGUGUUUCUGAUAGACGGUUCAGAUGGCAUCCGAAGCAUUUUCCCAGAGGUGAAGUCCUUUGUGCAAGGUUUGGUCGACACUUUGGACAUUGGUCCCGACAAAGUCCAGGUGGCCGUGGCCCAGUACAGCAAUCGUGUGCAGCCGGAGUUCCUUCUGAAUCGCUACCAAGACAAGGCGGACGUGAUCAGGGCCGUCCAGAGAUUGUCUGCCAUGGGAGGCCCUUCCCUUUAUACAGGGGCUGCCCUUAACUACCUGAUGAGCAAUGUAUUCACCAGCCAGGCUGGAAGCAGGUUGUCUGAAGGGGUCCCGCAGUUAUUGAUCCUGCUGACUGCGGAAAAGUCAAGCGAUGAUGUCACAAGGCCUGCCGUGGAUCUCAAGAGGAGGGGUGCAGUGCCGUUUGGCAUUGGGAUCAGAAAUGCAGAUCCUGCUGAGCUGCAGACCAUUUCUUUCGUUCCUCAGUUUGCGACCCUUGUCCCAGGUGUUGCUCAGUUGGGCUCCUUCAAACAAACGCUUUCACGAACAGUGUCUGAGUUGACCGGGCCAAAAAUAACCGCUUUGGCCACAGCACUUCCUAGCCCAGUGGAUGAGAGGAGAGAUGUUGUGUUCCUGAUUGACGGCUCCCAGUUUGCAGCUACUGAAUUUCCUUCAGUUGUUGAGUUUAUUGAGAGACUUGUAAGCAACAUGAAUGUGGGCUCUGCUGCUACUCGGGUGGCUGUGAUUCAGUUCAGCAAUGACCCCAGGGUUGAAUUUCUGCUGAAUGCACAUUCCACCAAGGAUGAGGUACAAGCUGCAGUGAGAAGACUCAAACCCAAAGGAGGGAGGCAAGUGAACCUUGGAUCUGCCCUAGAAUAUGUGUCAAAGAACAUAUUUACGAGGCCCUCGGGAAGUCGCAUAGAAGAGGGUGCACCUCAGUUUUUAAUAAUUAUCUUUUCCCACCCAUCUGAUGAUGAUUUAGAGGAUCCUGUACUCCAAGUCAAGAGUGUUGGUGUGGCACCAUUUCCUAUUGGAGUGAACAUGGAUUAUGAGGAAAUGGUCAAAAUAGCUCUUAGCCCUCAGUAUGUGUUCCAGGUAUCAACCUAUCAGGAUCUUCCAAGUCUGGAACAGAAAUUGCUGGCCCCUGUUACAACACUAACUUCACAGCAGAUACAAAGCCUUAUUGGUGAGACAAGUCGUCCUAUAGAUAUUGAUAGUGAAGCAAAGGACAUUGUCUUUGUCAUCGACACUUCUAACAAUGUCAAGCGGGACGAUGCUGCUCACAUUCGAGACUUUAUUAUCCAGAUUGUCCAGAUGUUGGAAAUUGCACCAAGCAAAGUAAGAGUUGGUGUUGUCCAGUUCAGCAAUGAUGUAUUCCCUGAGUUCUACUUAAAAGAUCACAAAACAAGAGGUGCUGUCAUAGACCACCUUCGGCGCUUGCGGCACAGAGGAGGUGCUCCCCUGAAUGUUGGGAAAGCUUUGGAGUUUGUUAUGAAGAACUACUUUGUUAAAUCUGCAGGCAGUAGAAGAGAAGAUGGAGUCCCACAGCAUUUAGUUCUUUUGCUUGGGGGGAGAUCGGAGGAUGAUGUCAGCAGACCUGCUGCCAAGAUGCAGACAUCUGGGAUUAAAAGCCUGGGUGUAGGAUCAGGGAAUGCAGGCAAUGAAGAACUGCGAAUAAUUACCAAUGAUCCCCGAACUGUAUUUUUCGUGAGAGAGUUUACUGAGCUCCCAUCAAUAAGGACAAGGUUUUAUGCAUCAUUUGAGGCACCUCAAGAACCGACACUCACGCCGCCUGACGUUUUCCCUGAUGGCAAAAAACAAGCAGACGUUGUCUUUUUGCUGGAUGGCUCCAUCAACUUUGGGAAAGACAAUUUCCAACAAGUGAUUGACUUUGUAUAUGGCAUCAUUGACGCUAUUUAUGAAGAAGGCGAUUCCAUUAAUGUUGCCUUAGUGCAGUACAACUCAGAUGUGAGUGACGAAUUCUUUCUGAAGGAUUUCUCCAGCAAAGACCAGAUCUUAGAUGCUGUCGAGAAAGUAACAUACAAAGGAGGCCGAGUUGCUGAUACAGGAGCGGCCAUCAAGCAUAUCCAAGCAAAACAUUUUGUGAAGGAGGCUGGCAGCAGGGCAGACCAGAAGGUCCCUCAGAUUGCAUUUAUUAUAACAGGAGGCAAGCCAGAAGACGAUGGGCAGGCAGCUUCCUUAGCACUGGCACGGUCAGGUGUCAAGGUGUUUGCAGUUGGAGUCAAAAACAUUGACCUUGGCGAAGUUACCAAACUCUCCAGUGACGGCACCACAGCUUUCCGGGCAGCAACGGCACAGGAACUCUCAGAGUUGAAUGAGGCUGUGCUGGUUACGUUGAGUGAUACCAUGAGAGAGCAGCUGUGCAGACCAGUGGGGGCAGUCUCAAAAGAUUGUGAUCUGGAUGUUAUACUCGGAUUUGAUGUAUCAGAUGUUGGACCAGGGCAAAGUAUAUUUGCUUCGCAGAAGGUGCUGGAGUCAAAGGUCAAUCACAUUCUGAACACGAUUACUCAGCUGCAGAAAAUCAGCUGCACUGCCAACCAGGCCCCUUCGACGCGGGUGGCUCUCCUGGCGCAGACACGCUCUGGAGUCGUGGAAGCGUUCGACUUUUCUGAGUACCAGCCGGAGUUGUUUGAAAAGUUCCAAGCUUUGCACAGUGGUGGUCCAUAUGUCCUAACUGCAGAGACACUCAAAUCUUACCAGAACAAAUUCAGAGCAUCUCCUGCUGGAACCGUGAAGGUUGUAAUACACUUAACUGAUGGCAUCGAUGGUGCUAGAGGGCAGCUAGCAGCUGCGUCUGAUGAUCUGAAGAGAGAAGGUGUCAAGGCUCUCAUUUUUGUUGGGUUGGAGCGAGCAGCAAAUUUCGAUGAUGUGAUGAAGCUGGAAUUUGGGCGUGGUUUUACUUAUAAUCGACCUCUUCGAGUGAAUCUGCAGGAUAUAGACUUUGAACUGGCAGAGCAACUAGACAACAUUGCAGAAAAGGCGUGCUGUGGUGUCCCAUGCAAAUGUUCAGGACAGAGGGGAGACAGAGGGCUGCCAGGGUCUAUUGGACCAAAGGGAGUUUCAGGGGAAAAUGGCUACAGAGGCUAUCCUGGAGAUGAAGGCGGACCAGGUGACCGUGGGCCUCCAGGUAUAAACGGAACUCAAGGAUUCCAAGGUUGUCCUGGUGAAAGAGGAACUAAGGGAAGUCGUGGAUUUCAAGGGGAAAAGGGUGAAUUGGGUGAGGCUGGCCUCGAUGGAAUAGAUGGGGAAGAAGGAGACAGAGGCCAUCCAGGUUCUCCUGGGGACAGGGGAGGCCCCGGCAGACGGGGUGGCAAAGGAGUCAAAGGAGAAAGAGGAGAGCGUGGCGACCGUGGAUUGCGAGGAGAUUCGGGCACCCCAGGACCCGAUGUCAUUCAGCCAGGAGCUAAAGGGCAAAAGGGUGAACUUGGACAAUCGGGGGAACCUGGAAGAGAUGGACCAGCGGGUGCCCCAGGAGGACCUGGAAGAAAUGGAGAACAGGGCAGAAGAGGACCUCCAGGGAUCAAAGGAAACAGAGGUCCACCAGGAACAGCAGGAUCUGUGGGAGAACCAGGUCCAAGAGGACCACAGGGAGCGCCUGGCACCAUUGGAACUCCAGGUCUUCGAGGAGAGCAAGGCCUGCCUGGUCCAAGGGGCGGUGGAGGCCCCCCGGGAACCUCUGGGGAGCGCGGCCGGCUGGGUCCUCUUGGUAAAAAGGGUGAACCUGGCAAUCCUGGUCCAAAGGGUCCCAACGGUCCCCCUGGGCCCCGAGGAGAGACGGGAGAUGAUGGACGAGAUGGAGUUGGCAGGGCAGGAGCUAAAGGCAGAAAGGGAGAGCCUGGUUUCCCAGGAUAUCCAGGAAUAAGGGGUGCGCCUGGAGAUAACGGUGGCGUUGGAGAUCCUGGCCCCAAAGGAAGCAGAGGUCUCAGGGGAAGUGCAGGAGCACCUGGCAUACGAGGCCAAAAAGGAGAGAAUGGAUAUUCAGGGCCAGAGGGACUCAAGGGUGACAGAGGAGAAGCAAGAGACCAAUGCACACUUGUACGCAACAUCAAAGAUAAAUGCCCCUGCUGUUAUGGUCCCAGGGAAUGUCCAGUUUACCCCACGGAACUGGCAUUUGCUAUAGAUACCGCCACUGGGGGAAGCGCAGACAUUUUCAACAGAACAAAGCAAGCAGUGUUGUCAAUUGUUAACAAUCUCACAAUUGCUGAAAGCAACUGUCCCAGGGGUGCCCGGGUUGCGUUAGUUACCUAUAACAGCGAAGUCACCACUGAGAUCCGUUUUGCUGACUCCCGAAGGAAAGCAAAUCUCAUCAAACAGAUCCAAGAGCUCCAAAUGCCACAGACAUCAAAACAGCGGAGCUUAGAAACGGCCAUGUCUUUUGUGGCCAGGAAUACCUUCAAACGCGCCCGCAGUGGGUUCCUCAUGCGGAAGGUGGCUGUUUUCUUCAGCAAUGGGCCAACAAGAGCAUCUGCACAACUUAACGAUGCUGUCAUGAAAUUAUAUGAUGCGGGAGUUGUGCCUGUGUUCCUUACCUCCAGAGAGGACAGGGCCCUCAUAAAUGCACUGCAGAUCAACAAUACUGGUGGGCAAGCCGUCGUAUUUUCUGGCAACAGGGAUCAACUGAACCAAAUUAUUAGGAGAGUAAUAACGUGCCAUGUUUGUCUAGAUGUAUGUGAUCCUGAUUCUAGCUGUGGUCCCACAAGACCUUUUACCAGAGACAGACGGGCUGCUCCUACAGAUGUUGACAUUGAUAUAGCAUUCAUUCUAGAUAGCUCUGAAAGCACCACCCAUCUGCAAUUCAGAGAGAUGAAGAACUACAUUUCAUAUGUAGUAAGCCAGCUGGAAACAAGCUCUGAGCCCAAGGUAUCCCGGCACCAUGCCAGGGUGGCUGUCAUCCAACAUGCUCCCUAUGAGUUUGAAUCAAACUCAAGCACAUCUCCCGUCCAAGUGGAGUUGUCGCUGACAGAUUACGGAUCCAAAGACAAGCUGGUGGAUUUCAUUAGCAACCAAAUGGCACAACUGUAUGGCACACGGGCUGUGGCGAGUGCAAUUGAAUAUACGACAAAACACAUCUUUGAGAGUGCACCAAAUCCUAGAGAUCUCAAAGUCAUAGUCUUGAUGAUGACUGGAGAGAUUAAAAGCAAAGAACUCGAACACCUUCAGAGAGUUAUUGUAGAAGCGAAAUGCAAAGGAUACUUCUUUGUCAUUGUGGGCAUUGGCAGGAAAGUUAACAUCAAGAGCAUCUACAGUCUGGCAAGUGAGCCCAACGAUGUCUUCUUCAAAUAUGUCGAUAAGCCCUCUGAGCUCCAUGAAGAGGCUUUGCUGCGCUUUGGGAACCUCUUGCCGUCUUUUAUUAGCAGUGAAAAUGCCUUUUACCUGUCUCCAGACAUCAGGAAACAAUGUGAUUGGUUUCAAGGUGAUCAGCCAGUCAAAAAAUUUGGCCAGAAAGAAGUAAAUAUUCCAAAUAAUGUUACCUCUACACCUACUACUACAAAAGAAAAACUGGAAGUGGUUAAGCACACAGGUGAAGUCCAAAUAACUGAUAUCACAGAAAACAGCGCUAAACUGCACUGGGUGAACCCUGAACCUCAACAUGUCUUUGCCUAUGACAUCACAAUCACCUCUGCACACGACCACUCUCUAGUCCUGAAGCUCAAUUUAACGGGCACUGAACGGGUCAUUGGAGGCCUUGGGAGUGGGCAGAAAUACAAUGUCUUUGUGACCGGCUACCACAAUGCACAGGCCAAAGCAACCUACAGAGGAACAUUUAGCACAAAGAGCAUGCCAUUGCCCAAGCUACCUGCAGCAGCUACAGCCAAUCUGAUGGUGAACACUGAGCCAUUGGAAGGACCGGAAACAGAUCCUUGCUUGCUGGACCUUGACAUGGGCACGCAGUGCAAGGAGUAUCAGGUUAAGUGGUUCUUUGACUUCAAAAACAAGAUCUGCACCCAGGUUUGGUAUGGUGGGUGUGGCGGUAACGCCAAUAGAUUUGAGACAGAAGCUGACUGCAUUAGCAGAUGCUUGAAGCCAUCAGAUGAAAGAGUCAUGCAGCUGCCUGUCCUUGAGAAAAGUCCCUUAUCAGGACAGAAAGUGCACAAGAAGAAGUUACGGAGGAAAUUACCCAGAAGGAAAUUGGAAAGCAGAGCAAAAAAGGUAGCAAGAGCAGCCACAGAUAUCUGUCAACUGAAAAAAGAAGAUGGGCCCUGCAGGAACUUUACCCUCAAGUGGUAUUUUGAUGUAAAUACCAAAAGUUGUGCUAGAUUCUGGUACGGUGGCUGUGGUGGAAACGAAAACAGAUUUGACACACAGAGAGACUGUGAAAAAGUCUGCAUUUCAGCUCCUGUCAAUCCUGGUGUUGUAACGACAAUAGGAACUUAAAUCACAGCGAAACAUCAACAUAUACCUCUAAGAGAACCAGGAGUCAGCCAUUGCCAACAUACCCCAUAAAAGCUAAGGGUAUAGACUACCUUGCACUGUGUUAUUUUUGCUUUACGUUCAAAGCAAAGCUUCAAGAAAGUGUUUUGCUACACAACUUUAUCAAUAUGGUGCUAAACUGUUCAUGGACUGAAUGCUAAAUAUGUCUGGGAUAUACUCUAUAAUUUCAACAUUAUGUAAUAUUUACCCACCACAGAUCUUAGUUGUUUGAACAAAUUACAGUUUCCUUUGGAUCCCAGUAUCCUGCCUGUUUUAGGCAAGGUAAAGACUAGAAAAUAAUGUGGGAAGGAAAUCACUGCAGCUGUUAUGUACUUGCUUCUUUCGUUUCCAUAACUGAGCAUAACUUUAGAUUGAAAGCCAUAUGCAGAAGGAGUAGCCAGUUCUGAAACACAAGCAGUCCAACUUUUCAUUCUGUUUUACUCUUGCUGGGUUAUACUAAUUCUUUUUAUGCAUAUGUGAUCAAAGAAAAAAUGCGAAUUUCUUAGUACAGAUGCACUGCUGGGACCAACGACUGAGUUAAAGAAUUUUUAAAACAUGGUGUAGAAUGUUUUUUGUUUUUGUUUUUUUGGCAAUCCUCUAAUGUUGUGUGUUCUAUUGAAAAAAGUAUUUUUUGGCAGGGGGUGGGAAUUUUAUUUUUAUUAUGAUUUUGUUUUUAGGAAAUCUAUACGAAAGAACUUUUAAAUAAAGUUUAAUUGUGGUUUUGAGAAUU
Lacerta agilis (Sand lizard) is the source of this 10381-nucleotide messenger RNA. It is a transcript of the gene COL6A3, whose product is annotated as collagen type VI alpha 3 chain. Gene Ontology annotation, molecular function: serine-type endopeptidase inhibitor activity; protein binding. Lineage: Eukaryota; Metazoa; Chordata; Lepidosauria; Squamata; Lacertidae. The record is from RefSeq and is a predicted model, not a curated record. Bases 160 to 9615 code for a protein of 3151 amino acids. The transcript has 47 exons.